Messenger RNA from Acytostelium subglobosum LB1, 669 nucleotides. RefSeq lists its product as hypothetical. Gene Ontology annotation, molecular function: SNARE binding; SNAP receptor activity. Bases 1 to 669 code for a protein of 222 amino acids. The transcript has 5 exons. Lineage: Eukaryota; Evosea; Eumycetozoa; Acytosteliales; Acytosteliaceae. Gene Ontology annotation, biological process: vesicle-mediated transport; intracellular protein transport; vesicle fusion. Gene Ontology annotation, cellular component: late endosome membrane; Golgi apparatus; endoplasmic reticulum membrane. The record is from RefSeq and is a predicted model, not a curated record.
AUGGACGAGUUUGACAGGAUUGAACAGAACUAUAAUCAUGUAUGCAGUACAAUAAACCGAAGGAUUAAACAACUUCCCAAUUUCACAGGAGAGAGGAAGAAGGUUGCAAUAAGGGAAGCAGAACAAGAUAUAAAUGAAGCAAUACAAUAUAUAAAUGACAUGGAAAGGAAUUCCCAAACUCAUCCACAACGUGUAAAGGUUCAACAAAAGAUUAAACAGUACCAAACUGAUGUACAGAGAUUCAAAAGAGAGGUACAACAAGCAUCAACUACAUCAACAAAUGAUAACUACAACAAUAAUGGUAUAAUCAAUGGUUUCUCAAAUGCUCCAGAGGAUUAUCAAUCACAAUAUGAGAACCAGAGACAACAUCUGUUAGGAGGUUACGAGACUGUCAAUCAGAGUGGUGACAGGUUGAUGAGGGCACAUCAGGUAUCGGCAGAGAAUGAAAUAAUUGGUGAGAGUAUAUUGAUGGACAUGAGUCGUCAAGGUCAACAACUAAGGGGCAUGAAGGGAAAGCUGGAAGAGACUGAUGAUAAUAUUAAGACUGCUAGGAAGGUUAUUAGCAGUAUGGCUCGUAGAGUAGUGACCAAUAAGGUCAUCUUAACAUUCAUCAUCUUGUUGCUACUUGGUAUAAUCAUUUUGAUUGUUUGUCUAAAGUGGCUACGAUAG